UGGCAACAUUGCUCCUUUAGUUUACUUAUUGAAUGGCACUGUCCAUUAAUUAUUAUUUUUAAGUUUUUAGUUUAUUCUCAUUAAAUUUAAUUAAGCAAAAUGAGAUACACUCUACUCUACACUGUGGGCUACGUUGCAACAGCCUCCUUGACCAUUUUACCCCUUUACUAUGUUUUAACUGGCAAAGGAGAACAAAUAAGCUUAGGCUGGUUUUUUGAAAAUGUAUCACCCUAUAUGUGGGCCUCUUUGGGCAUUGGCCUUGCUGUAGCCCUAUCAGUUGUUGGAGCUGCCAUUGGAAUUUACACAACAGGCUCCAGCAUAGUGGGUGCCGGUGUAAAAGCCCCGAGAAUCAAAACCAAAAAUUUAAUUUCAAUUAUUUUUUGUGAAGCUGUUGCAAUUUACGGUUUGAUUACUGCUAUAGUUUUGUCCAGCAAUUUCCAACGCUAUGAUCAGCUUGAAAUUACUGAGACAAUAAGAGAAAAGAAUUUCAUGGGUUCCCAUGUGAUUUUUGGAGCUGGAGUCAUUGUAGGGAUGGUGAAUUUGUUUUGCGGACUUUGCGUAGGGAUUGUAGGUUCUGGAGCUGCUAUUGCCGAUGCUGCCAACAAGACUUUGUUUGUGAAGAUUUUGAUUAUUGAGAUUUUCGGAAGUGCCAUUGGAUUGUUUGGAUUGAUUGUUGGAGUUUUCUUGACUUCCAAAGGUAGCAUGGGAGGUGCUGUUUAAAUACUUCUGCUACAAGAUGUUUUGAGGAGAGGUGUACAAUAAUUAUUUUGUUAAUUUUCUUUUAGUACAUUCCAGUAUUGAGGCCUAUAUAAAGUGAAUGUUCUCCAGUUAGGAUUGUUUGAAAACUUUAUUGUAAAUAAGAUUAGUGUAAUAUAUUGUAGAUUUACAUAAAAUAAAUUUCAAUCAAAUCCCU
Messenger RNA from Ceutorhynchus assimilis (cabbage seed weevil), 913 nucleotides. The record is from the annotation of a GenBank genome assembly. NCBI's taxonomy places the organism in Eukaryota, Metazoa, Arthropoda, Insecta, Coleoptera, Curculionidae.